Messenger RNA from Phytophthora infestans T30-4, 159 nucleotides. RefSeq lists its product as uncharacterized. The coding region runs from base 1 to 159 and encodes 52 amino acids. NCBI's taxonomy places the organism in Eukaryota, Oomycota, Peronosporomycetes, Peronosporales, Peronosporaceae. The transcript has a single exon. The record is from RefSeq and is a predicted model, not a curated record.
AUGUACGUCCAGGAAGCAAUACGAGUGGCGGAGAACGUGUCCACACCGCCCAAGAUGAACAACGUAACGCUGGCGGUGGCCCUGGACGAGCCCAAUGUGGUGAAGCAGCAUGAAGCUUCGCUAACCAUGAACGGAAACGUCAGUGUAGUGCGCCAGUAA